Molecule: messenger RNA, 3034 nt
Organism: Nycticebus coucang (slow loris)
Lineage: Eukaryota; Metazoa; Chordata; Mammalia; Primates; Lorisidae
Gene: AQP6
Product: aquaporin 6
Exons: 4
Coding region: 176-1018 (280 amino acids)
Biological process (GO): transmembrane transport
Cellular component (GO): apical plasma membrane; plasma membrane
Molecular function (GO): water channel activity; nitrate transmembrane transporter activity
Source: RefSeq, a predicted model, not a curated record
UCCCUGCCAGUCUGACCAGUACACUCCUUGGGGCAGCAGAGUGGUGGAGGCAGCACUGCUGGUGGAGGCUGGAGAAACCUCCACAGAGGGUGAAAGCCAGAGUCGGCCAGAAACAAGAGACAAGAAGACAGAGGAGAGGUCCUUGGAACAAAGGAAGUGACAGCCAAGACAAGACAUGGAAGCUGUACAGCCAGAGGGGCAGGCCUGGGCUAGGAUGUUGUCAUGCAGGCUUUGGCCAGCUGUCAUCAGGGCACUGUUUGCCGAGUUCCUGGCCACGGGGUUGUAUGUGUUCUUUGGUGUGGGCUCAGCGCUGCACUGGCCCUCGGCACUUCCCUCUGUGCUACAGAUUGCCAUCACCUUCAACCUGGCCACAGCCAUGGCCGUGCAGGUCACCUGGAAGGCCAGUGGGGCCCACGCCAACCCUGCUGUGACACUGGCUUUCCUUGUGAGCUCCCACAUCUCUCUGCCCCGUGCUAUGGCCUAUGUGGUUGCCCAGCUGGCCGGGGCCACCGUAGGGGCCGCUCUGCUUUAUGGAGUCACGCCAGGAGACAUCCGAGAAACCAUAGGGAUUAAUGUGGUCCGGAACAGUGUCUCGAUUGGCCAGGCAGUGGCGGUGGAGCUGGUUCUGACCCUGCAGCUGGUGCUAUGUGUCUUUGCUUCCACUGACAGCCGUCAGACAUCAGGUUCCCCAGCUACCAUGAUUGGGAUCUCUGUGGCAUUGGGCCACCUCAUUGGGAUCUACUUCACUGGCUGCUCAAUGAACCCAGCCCGCUCCUUCGGUCCUGCUGUCAUCAUCGGGAAGUUCACAGUACACUGGGUCUUCUGGGUGGGACCCCUGACAGGAGCUGUCCUGGCUUCACUGAUCUACAACUUUAUCCUGUUCCCUGACACCAAGACCCUGGCCCAGCGACUGGCCAUCCUCACAGGCACUGCAGAGGUGGAGAGAGUGGUAGGGGUGGAGCCCCAGAAGAAAGAAUCCCAAUCCAGUUCAGGGGACACGGAAAUGGAGAGUGUGUGAGGUGGCAGAGACUUUGUCACAACCUUGUUUCAGAGAGGAGCCCUGUAGGUGGGCAACGUGCCUUUUAUGAUCUAAUUUGAGGUUUUCCUGGGAAGAGGUGGUGGGAAGGCUUGACACCUUAUCCUAACAGGGUAGGGCAGGGGGUGCCAACCCUCUCCCUGGCAUUACAUUUCUAGAUGGAAAGAAUCCAGGAGCAAAUCUGUCUAGUACACUCCCUCUAAACCAGGCGUCCUGAAACUUUUUAAACAGGGGGCCAAUUCACUGUCCCUCAGACCAUUGGAGGGCCAGACUAUAGUUUAAAAAAUGAAACUAUGAACAAAUUCCUAUGCACACUGCACAUGUCUUAUUUUGAAGUAAAAAAACAAAAUGCGAACAAAUACAAUCACACCGCCUCAUGUGGCCCUCGGGCCACAGUUUGAGGACCCCUGAUCUAGACCUUCUCUCUCUUUUUCCUUUUUCUUUUUUUUUGUGAGACAGCAUCUUACUCUGUUACCCAGGCUAGAGUACCAUGACAUCAGCCUAGCUCACAGCAACCUCAAACUUCUGAGGUUUAAGCAAUCCUCCUGCCUCAGCCUUCCAAGUAGCUGGGACUACAGGCAUUCAUCACAAUGCCUAAUCAAUUUUUCUAUUUUUUGUAAAGACAGGGUCUUGCUCUCACUCAGGCUUGUGAAGUGAUUGACUCAAGCGAUCCUCCCCCUUCAACCUCCCAGAGUGCUAGGAUUACUUACAGGUGUGAGUGCAGUGCCCAGCCUCUCUUCCUAUCUCUUAAUAAGACAGAGAGCAGAGAGAGACAAGGGACUUGAUAAUCUCUCUUCAUUUCCCUCGCCCAGCUAGACCCCAGUGGGAGUCCUGAGCCUCCAGAGCCUUAUGUCUUGGGGGAAAAGGAAAUUAGAGUCCAGAUGGCUACUCUGCUUAGGCACUGAGGGGCCCAGGGACCUUAGGAAACCCUGGAGGAGGAGCUUCCUGGAAUAAUCUGGCCCUGAAACAGCCUCUCAGCUUUUGAGAGGGAUUCUUCCACCCUUGGCUAUAGUUUGGGAGCCAUGGUUCCCCUCUCAGACUAGGGGCUUCCUGAAGACUGAGACUGACCUCCUAAAAGAUCUUCAUUCCUCACUUCUCUACAUACUCAGGAGAGAACCCCACCUUAGGGGAGAACUGACACAGAGAACCUUUUCUCAGGCUGGCAGAGGGUCAGGGUACAGGCAGGAGGUCUUAGCAGGACAGGCCUUUCCCAGGGUAAGCUCUCCCCAGUCGUUUGCCCUGGCUUCCAUCCCACAGCCACAUUCACAGGAACAAUCCUGAGACGGAAGACCCUAACCAUGCCCUCUGUUCAUAACCUGGGUCAAAGAAAGCCAUCUCCUGCUUCCUUCUUAUCAUUACCAGGAUCCCCCCAAAAGCUGUCAAAUAAGUCCUAAGGAUGGUGGGAACCUGAGAAUGACCCAGGAAACUGAGAUUUGAGGUUCAGUUCCUUCAAAGGCCUACCGAACUCCAAAUUGGUUAAGAUUUAAAUACUAUUGUAUAUCUACUCUGCCCAUGACUUGGGGUCCUGUCUGGAUCUCAGAUUCCCUAGCUAUAAAUGGACACAAUCCUCCCCCCAAGAACUGCUGUGAAAACAAGAAGUUGGAAAAUGCUUUUGGUAGUAAAAAUGCUAGAAAAACAACCCCAAUAAAUGAUUAUUGUUGCUGUUACUGUAAUUAUUAGGUUUGAAUACAAUUUCUAUUGGCAAUGGGUGGGAAGAGAGAACCGAGAGGAAGAUGAUUGAGAGGGAGGGAGGAGAGAGUCGUUUUUUUCUCUCAUUUCACUGGAUAUACUUAGCAGGGACCUUCCCUCCUUUUCUCUUGGGUCUGCUGACCUAGGAGCUUUGUGGGUGUGGCGGUCUUGGGGAGGGUCCCUGGAAUUAAGAGACAAGCCAAUAAAAGUCAAUUCUCAUUUCUAUGGCGCUCAUCACCAUGGUAUCCUGAGAUAUAGCAACCAAAUCCAUGUAAAAGAUAGGUCCUUUUUUCAUGAUGUCUCCUAAGG